Molecule: messenger RNA, 1305 nt
Organism: Exophiala bonariae
Lineage: Eukaryota; Fungi; Ascomycota; Eurotiomycetes; Chaetothyriales; Herpotrichiellaceae
Exons: 4
Coding region: 1-1305 (434 amino acids)
Molecular function (GO): heme binding; oxidoreductase activity, acting on paired donors, with incorporation or reduction of molecular oxygen; iron ion binding
Source: RefSeq, a predicted model, not a curated record
AUGUACAGCAUAGAUGACCCAGCGUCUGCAGCUACUAUCUACAGCACGCAGAAUGUGUUCCCCAAAUCGAAGUGGUAUUUCACAUUCCAACAGCCUGACGAGCCCAAUAUCUUUUCGACCAAUAGCAACAAAUAUGCCGCCGAAAUGCGCAAGAAGUAUAAACCGGCAUAUGAUGCUUUCCAUAUGUAUGAAAGUUCGAUUGAUAAUUGCUCCAAUGCGCUAGUGCAGAAGCUCUCAGAACUGUCUGAGAGUGGCGAGAGUAUUGACAUCGGGUGGUGGGUGACUUGUUUCGCUUUUGAUGUAAAUGGUGAGAUCACGGUGAGUUACUCUAGUUCAAGGUCGCUAAUCCAGCAACUAAACGAAAUUCAGUUUUCGAAGCGGUUUGGCCAUCUUGAUAACGGGGAGGACAUUGGUGGCAUUGUAGCAGCACUUGCGGAAAGACUUGAUUACGUGUCCCAUAUUGGAAUCUACCCCUUCCUCCAUCCCAUUCUCUGGAAGCUGAUCAUGGCACUCACGUUCAUCACGAACAAAGUGGACUCAACGUAUGUCUUUGCAGAGCAACAAAUUGCCGACCACCAGCGUCGAGAAUUAGAGGAGGGGAAAUCGUCGGAAUCUCCUGAUAUGCUAGAUAGAUUCAUGAAAGCCCAUCGAGCUGACCCGAAUCAUUUUACUAAGAAUGAUGUUCUGAUCGGAGGUUAUACCAGUAUCGUUGCAGGUGCCGACACAACCAAAUAUGGGCUCUCGGCAGCAAUUCACUAUUUGCACGAGUAUCCGGAGACACUGCGCAAACUGCGAUCCGAGAUAGAUGAAUUGGCGGCGGAAGGGAAGAUUUCGGACCCAGUGACAUUCGAAGAAACGAAGACUAUGCCUUACCUCAACGCAAUCAUCAAGGAAGCUUUGAGAAUGCACUCACCGACAGGUUUUCCAUUGUGGCGCAUUGUACCAGAGUCAGGAGCGACGCUUUGUGGUCAUUAUUUUCCAGCGGGGACAACCGUUGGUGUCAACACUUGGGUAGCACAUUACUCGUCUGCAUUCAAUCCAGACCCAGAUGUGUUCCGACCUGAACGGUGGUUGGAAGGCAGUGGAGAAGAUUUGUCGAUGAUGAACGCCGCCUAUAUGCCGUUUGGUAUGGGUCCGAGAAAUUGCCAGGGCCAACUUAUUGCUCUUAUGGAGAUGGCAAAGGUCAUCCCUCAGUUACUGCGCCGACUUGACUUUGAAAUGAGUUCUGAAUGGGAGACAUUUAACCACUGGCUCGUGGGUCAUAAAGGCCUGAAUGGGAAAGUCAGGCUACGAGUAAGGGAUUGA